UCUCCUCUUUUUUUCCCUGAACUCGAUCGACAGGCUCUCACCUCUCUUCGGGUCGAAUUUCCACCAGGGAAAAAGGAACCCCAAAAAAAAAAAAGGAAAAAAAAAACUAAAAAACCUCGCGAAGAACAAACAUACCCUAGAAAAUUAGAAAUCUCCAAUCCAAUUCCAAGAGGUCGCAGAGAAAAGCUUCUUCUUUGCUAUCAAUCUGUUCAUGCGAGGAUUCUUCGGCGCCAAGAGGCAGGCUCACGCCGUCGAUUGCGUUUAUUUCAAUUGAAAUUAGGGUUUCCUGGUAAUCGAUUUUACAUUUCGAUUUUGCUUAUCUUUGAUUUUCUCCACUUUAUUCGAUCCGUUUCUCGUUGUUCUUCGUGUUUUUCUGUCCCCUGCAAACCCUAGUUUUUUGUUUCGUUAGGUUAGAGGAGGAAAAAAGAGAAAAGAGGCAAAAAAAAAAGAACUCAAUUCUUUGAUUCUUUAUUGUGUAUAUAUAGAUUGGAUUAGGCUUUCAGUUUUUUAGGUUUCUUUUCCAGUCUAGCUAUUUUUAGGUUCUUUUCAAGAAGCUCUGUGAAAUUUUUGGUGCGUUGUUUUAGUUUGUCAUCCGAAAUUGAGGGUUUUCUUGGUAGAUCUUCCACAGAAAUUUCCUUUUUUGUGCCUUUUUUUCCUUCUUUUUUUCCCCCUCUUUACAAUCACUCCUUUUGUCCUUCGUUUCUCUUUUAGACAAAAAGAAAAAGAAAAAAAAAGGAAGAAGAAGUGUUGAGAAAUCUAGGGUUUCGUGUUAGAUUUUCUGGGGAAGGAUUCGGUAGAGUGUAGAUACGAUGGCCUUGAAUUUUUCUCAUCGGCCUGUCUUUCCGGGGCAUCUCUCUGAAGAGAAUUUGGUCUCGCCGAUCCGAAUUGCGAACGGGUGCUUCCUGGAGGGUAUCCCGGAGAGGAAUCACGACGGCUUCGGUAGCCCGUGGCAUUCAAAUUGGGAAGUUGAGAAUCCCUUUGAUUAUGGGAGGGACAGAUUUGAGAGUGGUGGCUCACAGGAAUCGGUAUCGAGCGACAUUCUUGAUCUUCUGCCUUCGGAUCCCUUUGGCAUGGAUAUAAGUACUACUUUCACUGCUAUCACGGGUUGGCUCGAGGAUUUAGAGGUGGACUACUGCGGAUAUGGAGGGGAUGAGGCUGUGGCGAGUGAUGGGGGCUAUCAGCUUUUUGCGGAAUUGAAUUUUAUUUUGAAUAAUGCCAUGAGGUGCCAGGCUUUCCCUGCAAGUGCAGAGGUUGAUGAUAAAUGUAAUGUUGCAGUUGGGUUUGGUUGGUCUUCUGUGGAGGAGGACAAGGCUGGUGCAUCUUGCCUUGCUCAUUUUGGAUCGGGUUCUGCUGAGAAUAGCACUCCGAGUAUCGGGAAUGGAAGUUGGGGUGUCGAAAGCGGGCAAAGUGAAGUUUCUGGAGAUGGUAAUGGAAUCUUUUCCAAUGAAGAUGGAGGAGCUCCUCACGGCGGUUUGCUCUUUGCCCUCGGGCACAUGGGUGUGCGUAAUCUUCUUGUUCUUGAAAGCGUAUGCAGAUCUCUGCAAUCGCAGAUUCGUGGUGAUCCCUUUUUGUGGACGACUAUUCACAUUGAGCAGCCUUUGAACGAGAAGCUUACUGAUGACAUUCUUUUGCACUUAACCAACAAGGCUCAAGGUAAUCUAAAAUGCUUGAGCCUGGUGGAGUGCCCCAGGAUUACUGAUGAUUGCCUGAGACGCGUGCUUGAAAGUAAUCCUAAGCUAACUAAGUUAAGCGUGCCCGGAUGUACAAGGCUCACUAUCGACGGCAUCAUGAAUAGCCUAAGGGCUUUCAACUCCUCUGGAGCACAGGGUGUGAAGCAUCUACGAAUUGGUGGGAUCUAUGGUGUGACACCCAAGAUUUUUGAAGAGAUGAAGUUAUUGUUGGGCAUCGAUGACAAGACGCAGCAGAGUGCCCGGAAACCACGUUUCCAUGUAAGAGGAAGCCUUGACCUUCCUAACGAUGAUGAUCGUUAUAUCGACAUCGAAACGUGCCCUAGAUGCCAGAACCAUAGGCUUGUUUAUGAUUGUCCGGCUGAGACUUGUCAAGGGAAAGAUCAUGCUAUUCAACUGUGCAGGGCUUGCACACUCUGCAUACCACGUUGUGUUAAGUGCGGUAGGUGCAUUACCGACAACGAGUAUGAGGAAACAUUUUGUCUGGAAUUGCUUUGCUUUAUCUGUUGGCAUGAGGUGGAGAAGUUGGAAGAGAAUCAAGAUUCAAAGGUUGAUCCGAUUCCGUCCGAGUCUGCCGUUCCAGUUGAACAAGAUCAUGCCUUUUCUUUUCAUGGCUAGAGACCGAUUACCUGUACAGGCCCGUCGGUUUCAAGUUAUGACUCGCGAAAUGGCAUACUUUGGUCGGUUAUUCAGACACCCUUUGGAAGGAAGGGAAAAAAAAGCACCAUGUUGGAUAAUGUUUUAUUGAACCUCUUAAGUCACAUGACUGCUGUUGGGUCAUUGUGAAAAAAUAAAAAGAAAAUUAAAAAAAGAAGAAAAAUUCAAAAAAGAAAAAAAAUUGGCUGAAGACGAAUGCUAGGAGCUAGAGAAGUGUUAUAAGGUUUCUGCUAGCAGUGCCCAGAGAAAGGAUCUUUGCUUCCUGGUGGUUCCUUUGCUUGGCUCUGACACGAUUGGAAUCUAAUGGAGGUAUGUUUUUUGGCUUAUAAUUUGCGGUGGUGUCGAGCUGGGAUGUAAUUAUGACCUACCUGCAAUAGCGACACUUGGAGUACUAUAUUUGUGAUGAAGCAGAAAGUGGAAAGAUGAUCUGUCUAUUGUUUGUCUUACGCGUGGUCAUUGAAUAAAGAGCUCAUUUAUUUGUUGCCUGCCUGCUUGGGAGAUGAAUUGGUGAUUACCCUUUCAUUCCAUUAUACUAUGCAGCUGUUUGUGUUAUACUAUGCAGCUGUUUGUGUUAUUAAGUGUACACUUGGAGCACUAAAACUAUGUGACUCAGACGGCAGACUUGUGUCUCUAUGUUCACAGUUCAGUGUUUCUCCAGUUUUAUUAAUGAGUGUUUUCUUUGUUCCG
Molecule: messenger RNA, 3032 nt
Organism: Morus notabilis
Lineage: Eukaryota; Viridiplantae; Streptophyta; Magnoliopsida; Rosales; Moraceae
Product: F-box protein SKIP14
Exons: 2
Coding region: 810-2306 (498 amino acids)
Cellular component (GO): cytoplasm
Source: RefSeq, a predicted model, not a curated record